CUUUGAAAAUAAAAAAGGGAACAGAAAGAAUGAAGGUGCUUUUGUUCAUAUCUUAACAGCAGGGGAUCAUGAAACCGCAAAUGUUGGGUUGAUACAUAGACAUACACAAAAAACUGUUUGUGGCACUCCUUUUCCUUCCCUCUAACUCUCAGGGUUCCGAAAGAAUAUAGAUGGGUCUAGCUCUGGGAUGUCUUCAAGUGGAACAAUCUACGGUAGCUAUCAAAGAGGUUUUUGGCAAAUAUGAUGAUGUGCUUGAACCUGGUUUCCACUGUGUGCCCUGGUUCUUUGGCACUCAAAUAGCUGGUUACCUUUCUUUGCGUCUGCAACAACUGGAUGUUUGUUGCGAAACAAAAACAAAGGACAAUGUUUUCGUCACUGUUGUUGCGUCUAUUCAAUAUCGACCGCUGGCAGAGAAGGCAGUUGAUGCUUUUUACAAGCUUAGCAAUACCAGGGAACAGAUUCAGGCCUAUGUCUUUGACGUCAUUCGGGCAUGUGUUCCUAAGAUGGAUCUGGAUGCCUCAUUUGAGCAGAAGAAAGAAAUUGCAAGAGCUGUUGAGGAAGAACUUGAAAAGGCUAUGUCUGCUUACGGAUAUGAGAUAGUCCAGACUCUUAUUGUGGAUAUUGAACCAGACGAGCGUGUGAAGAGAGCCAUGAACGAGAUAAAUGCUGCUGCAAGAAUGAGGGUGGCUGCAAAUGAGAAAGCUGAAGCAGAGAAGAUUCUGCAGAUUAAAAAGGCUGAAGGAGAGGCAGAAUCAAAGUAUUUAGCAGGGCUUGGAAUAGCUCGGCAGCGUCAAGCCAUAGUAGAUGGUCUGAGGGACAGUGUGCUAGCCUUCUCAGAGAAUGUUCCUGGGACAUCAUCUAAGGAUGUAAUGGACAUGGUUUUGGUGACCCAAUACUUUGACACGUUGAAGGAGAUUGGUGCGUCCUCAAAAUCCAAUUCUGUUUUUGUUCCACACGGACCAGGUGCUGUAAGAGAUAUUGCUUCACAGUUUAGAGAUGGUCUUCUACAAGGAAGUAUGACUAGGUCAUGAAGCCACAAAUAUCACAUUACUAGAACCAUAGGAACCUUCUCUCUUCCAAACUCUAUCCAUAUAUACAUUUUAAUUUUGUCUAUGACUAUUGAGUCUGAACUAGUUCUCUACGUUUUAAUAAGCCUUUCCACAUCCACUGUAUCCAUGAUUUCUUUUGAGUUGUGAAUAGUCGAACAUUGUACUGUGCUUUUUCCCUUUGAUACUAAAAUAAACUUGCUUAGCUUAUGGCUUGAGCUUUUGUAUGCCCCA
This is a messenger RNA of Vigna umbellata (rice bean), 1280 nucleotides long. Its product is annotated as hypersensitive-induced response protein 1-like. Gene Ontology annotation, cellular component: mitochondrion. The record is from RefSeq and is a predicted model, not a curated record. NCBI's taxonomy places the organism in Eukaryota, Viridiplantae, Streptophyta, Magnoliopsida, Fabales, Fabaceae.